Messenger RNA from Cicer arietinum (chickpea), 980 nucleotides. RefSeq lists its product as uncharacterized. Gene Ontology annotation, cellular component: cytoplasm. Gene Ontology annotation, molecular function: protein-disulfide reductase activity. The record is from RefSeq and is a predicted model, not a curated record. NCBI's taxonomy places the organism in Eukaryota, Viridiplantae, Streptophyta, Magnoliopsida, Fabales, Fabaceae.
UGAGCAAAGCUCACAAGUCCAGACUAGUUAAUUGCUUCGUUUUCGUCGUUGAGAUAUUACUAGUAAUUUAAUUGAAUUGAAUAUCUCCGUGGAUUCCAAACAAAUAGAAAUAUAAAAUAUUUAACAAUUUUGUGAUUAUUAUCCAAAGUCCAAACAAAUAGAUACAUUUUUGUGCUUCUCGCUGCAUUUUGACUUUACCAUGGCCGUUUCCAUUUCAGCGUCUUCCUCCUCCUUAAUCCUCAAUUCUUUCAACUCUUCUUCCACACGUGUGGGAACUUCUUCUGCAUCGAAGCUUCAAUUCCCUAUCGUUCGAAUUGGUACUCGCCGCCUUCGCUCUUCCUCCCGCCCUCGAUUCCUCCCUCUGGUUCAAGCAAAGAAACAAACCUUUUCCUCUUUUGAUGAUUUGCUUGCUAACUCUGAGAAGCCUGUACUUGUUGACUUCUAUGCAACCUGGUGUGGUCCUUGUCAAUUUAUGGUUCCCGUACUCGAGGAAGUAAGCGCUCGUCUUAAUGAUCAGAUACAGGUAGUUAAGAUUGAUACUGAGAAGUAUCCUAGCAUUGCCACCCAAUACCAAAUUGAGGCAUUGCCAACUUUCAUCAUCUUUAAGGAUGGAAAACCCUUCGAUCGCUUCGAGGGAGCAUUACCAGCAGAUAAGCUAAUUGAACGUAUAGAAACCAGUCUCAAAGUUACGCAAUAACCCCGUUAAACUGAAGACACAGAAGUUUGUCUAUUGGAUCACAUACAUGGUUGGAUAGGAGGAUCAAAGUGCUGCUUCAACUUCAUUUGGACUGUCGAUUGUAGUUUAUUACAUUAUUUAUGCCAGAACUCAGGCUUACAAAAAAAUUUAUUGUUUAAUUAGAAGUAGCAAUAUUAAACAAUUCACAAGUAAACCCAGUUUUGUUGAGUUCUUCAAUAUCUUUGAUUUGUCACUUGAAUUCAUCAAAAUAUAAAUUCUCUGACAUGAUGUAUGCUUCAGUUUA